AUGAGACAAAAUGCACCUCUAGAUGACAAGGAUGAUAGGAAGUUAGGAGUUGGUGUGUUUAGCAAAGAGAAAAGAAGAUGGAGACUUGACCAUCUCUACUGCACUCAGGACAGACGGUUGGGUGAACUUUCUUGGUUUGUUACAUUUGGACACCAGCGCAAAGCACUGGGUCGAGUACCCGAAACUCUCAGUGCCUCUUCCGUGUCCUGUAUCCUACCCCGGGAGCUGCGAGAACCUCGUUUAACCAAUCUGAGUGCUUUUGACAGACGGUUGGGUGAACUUUCUUGGUUUGUUACAUUUGGACACCAGCGCAAAGCACUGGGUCGAGUACCCGAAACUCUCAGUGCCUCUUCCGUGUCCUGUAUCCUACCCCGGGAGCUGCGAGAACCUCGUUUAACCAAUCUGAGUGCUUUUGUAUCAAAUGCAAACGCAGAACGAACACCCAAGUGUGAAGGUGUUGGACGCAGCCAAGCGAGGACUUCCCCGCUGAGCCUCAGGACGAGCCCACCUCGCAGCCGGGCCUCAUGCCGGGCGGUCCCUCUGUCUCAGGAGAGACCCCGUGGUGCCCUGUCCCGCUUGCCGGCUCCCGGACCGUGCAGCCGUGCUGGCCAACGAGCUGGGGCUCUGUGCAUCGAGGCGAAACGGCUGCAGGAGGUGAACAGUGUUCUUGGAGCUUUUUGUGCAUCCCUGUUCAGAGAGCAAGCGCUUCAGUGGUAUUACAGUGGCUGGUGGAACCUCAUGGCUGCUGAUACCCUUGCUGUGAGGCAGAAGAGAAGGAUCUAUGAUAUCACCAAUGUUUUGGAGGGAAUUGAUCUAAUUGAGAAGAAGUCAAAAAACAGCAUUCAGUGGAAAGGAGUAGGUGCUGGCUGCAAUACAAAAGAAGUCAUAGACAGGCUGAGGUAUCUGGAAGCUGAAAUUGAAGAUCUAGAGCUAAAAGAAAAAGAACUGGAUCAGCAGAAGCUGUGGCUUCAGCAAAGCAUCAAGAAUGUAAUGGAUGAUUCUACAAACCACCAAUUCUCAUAUGUAACCCAUGAAGAUAUUUGUAACUGCUUCAAUGGAGACACACUUCUAGCAAUUCAAGCACCUUGUGGUACACAGUUAGAAGUACCUAUACCCGAAAUGGGACAGAAUGGACAGAAGAAAUACCAGAUCAAUCUUAAAAGUAGUUCAGGACCUAUCCAUGUGCUGCUUAUAAAUAAAGAAUCAAGCUCCUCCAAGCCUGUGGUGUUUCCAGUUCCUCCACCUGAUGACCUUGCACAGCCCCCAUCUCAACCUGCAGCUCCAGCAACUCCCCUUAAACCUGCAACAGCUCCUCAAAAUCCACCAGAACAAGGUCUUAACCAAGGAGAAGAGAUACCACCAACAUCAGUUGUGGACACGCCAUCAGACGGCAGCACACAGGAGAGCAGUUCAACCCCAGCAGCUCCUUACUCCAGCCUCCCAGAGCCCGUGUUGUACCCCAGCCUUUCAGGAGAUGACGCCCAAGCCACAGCGAGCUCCAGUGACUACCAGGGCUUGCUGCCCCUGGAUGUUAACUGUAUUCUCAAGCCAAACACAUUCGACAUAGCAAAGAUGGAGGAGCCCACAGAAAAUUUCAGUGGGGAUAUUAUUGAUGAACUCAUGUCUUCCGAUGUUUUUCCUCUCUUACGACUCUCUCCUACUCCCGGAGAUGACUACAACUUUAACCUGGAUGAUAAUGAAGGAGUCUGUGAUCUCUUUGAUGUGCAGAUACUAAAUUAUUAGAUAUUGUGUCAACCAGACUACUUAUCUACCUCUAACUAUAACAUUCUAGACUUCUUCAUAACAUAAGUAUUUGAAUAAUGAAUGUAUAACUUCUUAGUUCACUGACUCUGGGAGUUUAUUUCCUUUUGCUUCCUUUAACUACUUCACAAAACAAAUUCAACCAGAAAAAAGGGCUUUCAUCAAAAAUUCUGGCACAUUUUUUCACCUGAGUGUCCUCUGUAUAAUCCAAUUAUUUGGAUUUCUUCUUAGUAAGAAAAGCAAAAAUGCUUCACAGCCUUUUGAUCAUUUAAAAAAAAAAAAAAAAAAGACUUCUUUCUCACUGUUAACAGCAUUUUCUUUGAAGCUUUACUGCCAAGAAGCCUUUUUUUUUUUUUUAUACCUUUCAAUCAAUUUUGGAGCUUUCACUGCCAAGCUGAAAAGUAACGGAUACCAACUUGAGUUAUGCUAAAUUGUUUCAGUGAACCAAUUUUGUGAAGUGCCUUCUGUUUUAGCACUUUAAGUUUCUCACACUGACUUCUGACAUUCCACUUUCCUAGAUGACAGGAAAGGUCUGUUUGUAGUUUGUAUUAAAGUGUGCCAAUACUUGUAUAUUAACAAGAUUUUUUUAAUAAAAUUGUACAAACAAA
This is a messenger RNA of Chaetura pelagica (chimney swift), 2369 nucleotides long. RefSeq names its product E2F transcription factor 5, p130-binding (gene E2F5). The transcript has 14 exons. Bases 1 to 1743 code for a protein of 580 amino acids. Gene Ontology annotation, cellular component: RNA polymerase II transcription regulator complex. The record is from RefSeq and is a predicted model, not a curated record. Lineage: Eukaryota; Metazoa; Chordata; Aves; Apodiformes; Apodidae. Gene Ontology annotation, molecular function: protein dimerization activity; DNA-binding transcription factor activity, RNA polymerase II-specific; RNA polymerase II cis-regulatory region sequence-specific DNA binding. Gene Ontology annotation, biological process: regulation of transcription by RNA polymerase II.